AUGAAAGUCGCCGAAAUGUUGUGUGGCAAAGGCCACGAGAACGACACAGAAUACCAGCCACUUCGAUCAUCAAGCCCAGAACCAUGGCAGGCAGAGGUUGAACCAACGAGGCGCAAGUCCCGAGUUUCUGGGGUUAGAAAGGUGUGGAAGAAUUUGGGGUGGACGGUCGUGAUAGUCACGGGGUUGGUCGGCGUGACCUUUUCUCUCGUGGUGUUUGGAAUCGAGCGCUACUUUGUACACGCCUACGAGUCUUCUGGUCUUUCACUAGCCGAUCCUUUCGAGGAUACCGAAAAUUCGACAGAGAGCGCCACACGAUGGGUUAAGCGACUGUCCCCCCACGUCUCACCCGCCAUGGUCCACUCGCAUAACGACUACUUGCGACCUCGUCCCUUGUUUUCAGCUCUAUCAGUGGGAUGCGUGAGCGUCGAAGCAGAUGUCUGGCGCAGCAAAGAUGGAAACGAGCUAUUGGUCGGACACCACUGGUGGGACUUGACACCAAAGAGGACGCUCCGCUCUCUUUACAUCGAUCCUCUCUUGCAGAUCCUGGACUCGAUAAACGCUGAGCGCUCACGAGUCAUUCCAGACUCCAAUAGGCACCCUGCUGGUGUCUUUGCAAAUUAUCCGAAUAGGACACUGAUCCUGUUCAUCGAUGUCAAGGACGAUCCUGUAACGACUUGGCCAUUGGUUCUCGAGCAGCUGCAGCCUCUCCGAGAGCGAAACUACUUGUCCCGACACGACAAGAUUUUCUCACCAGUCACGAAUCAGACUUUCCAGUAUGGCCCUAUUACUGUAGUCGGUACUGGAAACAUUGCCAAGCGCCGUGACGUGAACGUCGGUGCGGACCCGGAACGGUGGCGCCAGUACCAUGACGUCUUUCUCGACGCAUCUCUUGAUUUGCUGAGUCGUCCUGGAUAUUGCGAGAGAAACGACACUUAUUGCUUGGACGUCCAAGAAAACGAAUUUUACACCGCCUCGGUGUCUUUGUGGAGGGCUAUCGGAACCCUCAUGUUCGGUUUCAGCGCCUCCCAACUCAAAACCGUGCGAAGCCAGAUCCAGAAUGCAAAGCGGCUGAAUCUUAUGUCGCGGUACUGGGAGCUACCUGGCUGGCCAAUCUCGUACCGCAACUAUGUCUGGAAGAUUCUCGCUCGGGAAGGGAUUGAUCUUCUGAACGCCGAUGAUAUCGUCAGUGCGGCGACGAGACACUGGAGUUCGAAUGCUGUCAGCGAGACUGUCUGGAUGUGUGGUGUUGGCUCAUUCCUGGCUGGCUUUUCUAUUACUCUGAUUUUUCUUGGGAGGAGAAUGAUUUGGCGCGAGUUGUCUUUGAGAUAG
This is a messenger RNA of Fusarium keratoplasticum, 1329 nucleotides long. RefSeq lists its product as uncharacterized. Lineage: Eukaryota; Fungi; Ascomycota; Sordariomycetes; Hypocreales; Nectriaceae. Bases 1 to 1329 code for a protein of 442 amino acids. The transcript has 2 exons. Gene Ontology annotation, biological process: lipid metabolic process. The record is from RefSeq and is a predicted model, not a curated record. Gene Ontology annotation, molecular function: phosphoric diester hydrolase activity.